This is a messenger RNA of Lactuca virosa, 2324 nucleotides long. The record is from the annotation of a GenBank genome assembly. NCBI's taxonomy places the organism in Eukaryota, Viridiplantae, Streptophyta, Magnoliopsida, Asterales, Asteraceae.
CGCAUUAAAAAAUGGGUGCACGUUUUGAAGUUUGAACUCCACGUAUUUUUUACGUUCUGCUUCAAUUCCAAUUCUUUUGCCGCCCCCUCUUCUUCCUCUCUGCUUCAUCCAUGGUGUCGGCGAUCUUCGCCUGAAACUCUAUUCAAAUCCUCACGCAGUGACGCUACUUCUUCAUCUUCUUUACACAGCUUCAUGAAGCAACCGAUCGUUUAAUCAAUCAUUUCUUUUGCUUAAUUCGAAAUCCGAUAAUCACGAUUACCUCCGCCUUCGAUUCAAGUGACAUAACUUCCUGCUACCUGACCCUAGUGAUGUCUUUUUCUAUCUCCCUCAAAUUACACUGUCAUCAACCACUUUAAGAAUGUAUUUUAGCUGAGACUAAUUCUAAGAAAGCUAAUUGGAAAGUAUUGGAGGGGUGGAACUCAUCAAAUGGAGAAUUAUGAAAUACUAGAACAGAUAGGAAAAGGCUCUUUUGCUUCUGCACUACUUGUGAGACAUAAACAUGAAAAGAAAAGGUAUGUGUUGAAGAAGAUUCGACUUGCCCGACAGUCUGAUAGGACCCGCAGAUCUGCCCUCCUUGAGAUGGAACUUAUUUCCACAGUGCAAAAUCCUUUUAUAGUGGAGUACAAAGAUUCUUGGGUUGAAAAGGGUUGCUAUGCAUGUAUUGUAAUAGCAUAUUGUGAAGGAGGAGAUAUGGCGGAAGCAAUAAAAAAAGCCAACAGUGUUCAUUUUCCAGAAGAGAAGGUCUGUAAAUGGCUUGUUCAAUUACUAGUGGCACUUGAUUAUUUGCAUGUUAAUCAUAUUAUUCAUCGUGAUGUCAAGUGUUCAAAUAUAUUCUUAACCAGAGAUCAAGAUAUCCGACUUGGUGAUUUUGGUCUUGCAAAAAUGUUGAUUUCUGAAGAUCUUGCAUCAUCGGUUGUGGGGACUCCUAGCUACAUGUGCCCUGAACUUCUUGCAGAUAUACCUUAUGGGUCUAAAUCAGAUAUAUGGUCUUUAGGAUGCUGUAUGUAUGAAAUGACUGCAUUCAAGCCUGCUUUUAAAGCUUUUGACAUGCAAUCUCUCAUCAAUAAAAUAAAUAAAUCUAUAGUAUCUCCACUCCCAACCAUGUACUCUGGCACAUUUCGAGGGCUUAUCAAGAGUAUGCUGCGGAAAAACCCUGAAAUGAGACCAAGUGCUGCUGAUUUGCUCAAACACCCACACCUUCAACCUUAUGUACAUAGCCUCCAUCUUAAUUCCAACAACCCUAGACGCCAUACACUUCCAGUUCCAGUUCCAGUUCGUUUAUCAUCAGGUUACAACUACGAAAAGAGAACAACGUUCAUUGAGCCUGAACCUAAAACUGUUCAUCUUCACAAUGAAAAAAGACGAUCUUUCAGCAGUGACAGGGCUUUGAACCCUAGUAUAUCUGAAUAUGAUCAGAAUUCCUCUUACUCUCAGAAUUCCCAUAGAAAGCUAUCCAUUGGAAGUAUCGAGGAAUAUAUCCACACUGAGAAAUUAGUUGCUGCUGCUAAGACAUUAAAUGGUGGCAGAACCCCGAGAGUCACUCCUGCUUCUACUCCCAGAAGACAAACUGUUGCACCCAAAAUAAUCAGAGGGACUUCAGAUCGUGAUUUGGUUCCAGUAUCACAAACAGUAACACCGCGUAGACAAUCAUCAUCAUCACAAAUAAGCCGAAGGACAUCUCUACCCUUAUCAUCAUCAGCAAGGUCCACAAUAAUAUCCCACUUAGGUUUCGACUCUCCAGAUGUAUCCAUGAACGCCCCACGGAUCGACAAAAUGACCGAAGAGCCCUUACCCUUGAUCCGACCAGUCAACAGAGCGUCUUCAACAUCCGCUCAAUGUUCUUCCGGAACUUCCCCAACCAGAACCACCAUCAUGGACCGGUCAGUCACAAUCGACAAGUGCACGGUGAAGACGGUGAACCCGAUCCCGAGCCAUGAGUUGUUGGCCGGUUCGAGCCGUUCGUCGUCGGAUUCACGGGGGCAAGGGCAGAGGCGGAGGUUUGACACGUCAUCGUAUCAACAACGCGCGGAAGCGUUGGAAGGGUUGUUGGAGUUCAGUGCACAGUUGAUGCAACAAGAAAGGAUAGAGGAAUUAGCGGUGUUGUUGAAGCCGUUUGGGAUUGAGAAGGUGUCGCCUAGAGAAACCGCUAUUUGGUUAUCAAAAAGUUUCAAGGGAGCUGGAACUGGAACUGGAACCGGAGGCAGUGUUGUUGGUAAUUUGUAAUUUGUAAUUUGUUUUUUGGAUUUUUGUAAUUGUGAAGAUUGUAGUUGGAAUGAGGCCAAGGUGAUUAUGAACGACUCGUUCAUGGAAACAAGUUUCGGAUU